AUGGCGACAGACAGUAGCAGCGGUCUCUCCUUACCGCCAAAGAAUGUCGCACUGCGAGAGAAAGAGGAUGCGGCACUCCGGGGCGAUGAUCUCCGACUCGUCGUGGCGCUCACGGACAGAGAUCCAGUGGAAAUAGAGGUAAAGAGCAGCACUGAGGUGGGCUACGUGAAGUUGUUGCUUGCUGAGCGUAUUGGCAUAGAGGCGCGGCGUCUGCGCCUUUUUUACCACAACGACAACAAAGAAGUGACUUUGAUAGACCCAAUGAGCUUGUGCGACUUCAAAGGCAUUCGUCCACCUACCGCCGAGCUCCAGGCUCAGGUGUUGUGA
Molecule: messenger RNA, 327 nt
Organism: Neospora caninum
Lineage: Eukaryota; Apicomplexa; Conoidasida; Eucoccidiorida; Sarcocystidae
Exons: 2
Coding region: 1-327 (108 amino acids)
Molecular function (GO): protein binding
Source: RefSeq, a predicted model, not a curated record